Molecule: messenger RNA, 3308 nt
Organism: Salvia hispanica
Lineage: Eukaryota; Viridiplantae; Streptophyta; Magnoliopsida; Lamiales; Lamiaceae
Product: putative late blight resistance protein homolog R1A-3
Biological process (GO): defense response to other organism
Molecular function (GO): ADP binding
Source: RefSeq, a predicted model, not a curated record
UCAAAAAUUCCACCACCACCAACUCUCAAAUAAGAAGAAUGACAACUUUUGGUGCUGUUCUUUCUGCUAAGAACACAAUUAUCAAUACUUUCUAUUGUUCUCGAUUUAAACUUGUUGGUCGCUCUAACAAAAUCCUAAGAGACGUAUACGAUAAGUUGGGGCCUUGGGAAGAAAUUCUGAAAAGAUUGGACUACACAAGCUCAAGCAGGAGCAGGAAGAAGGUGAACGCUUUGGAUGGAAGAAUCAAAGAGGCAAUUUGGAAAUUUGAAGACUCGUUGGAAUCCCUUCUUACACGACACCUUCCUUCACAAUUUGAAACUCUUCCUGAGAUUGUCUCCAUUGAUCUGCUGAGUCUGGAAAAUGAUGCUCGUUCCUUGAUCCAGAAGCUCAAGGAUAUGGAGAAGGAGUACGUUUAUGAAGUUGAUAAUAUGGCUGAAGACGAACCUAUUUCCUCAGUCAUCGGUUUUCAUGGAACCAACUCAAAGAUGACGGGGUUAUCAGACCAACUUCAACUCCUCAAAACCGAUCUUAUGAGAGAAUCUCGUCGCGGGUAUCAUUUCUACUCACUUUAUGGAACGGCAGGCGUUGGGAAGACCACUCUUGCUAUGCAAAUUUAUGAAGAUCCCGAGAUUCAGAGCAAAUUUGAGUGUCGCGCGUGGGUCACCGUAGGCAGAGUGCCUCAACCGGCCGGUCAAAUUUCAAAAGGCAUUUUAGCUCAACUGUGUGGAACUACACAAGGAGAUGACUACUUGAAGGAAAGAAUGGAUGGCAUGAAUUGCAUCGUUGUGUUGGAUGAUGUCUGGGAGCCACAUGUAUGGGAUUUCUUUAAAGAUUCUUUACCAUACACAAAAUAUGGUUGCAUUCUUGUCUUGCUUACUAGACGACAUCGAAAAUCAAUGAAUGUUGGUAUAAGUAAUGAGCCUUGGCUUGAGGUGCGGUUUUUGAAUGAAGAAGAAAGUAUGGAGCUACUAUGUGAGAAGGUGUUUGGUGAUGAGGUUUGUCCUCCUCAACUUCACAAAGCCGCCAACAAAAUUGCCAAGCUUUGUGAAGGUCUCCCUCUCAUGAUAGUCACAGUUGCUGACAUCCUAUCGACAUCCGUGCAUAACAGAGAACCCGUCUACUGGAAUGAAGUAGCAGAAAAGAGAAAUUCAGUCUUUACAGAUGCAUAUAAUGAAAUAUCAAAGGUACUUUUCCCAAGCUACAAUUACCUGCCUCAACGUCUUAAAAUGCCUUUUCUGUUUAUGGGAGUUUUCCCUCAAGAUUAUGACACCCCUCCUUCCAAGAUCAUCACCAUGCUCACUGCGGAGGGGUUGUGGUAUGAUCGGAGAUGCUUGAGAGAGCUAGCUAUCUACUUUAGUCUUGUUUUACGUAGCUUUAAGAGUGUGAAUAAAACAUCAGAUGAGUUUUCUAUUGGAGAGUAUAAAACUUGUUGGCUUCAUUCUUCAUGGCGGCAUGUGUGUAGAGGAGAAGCUAGUCAGAACAAGUUUUAUCAUGUCCUAAAUAAGUUGAUUGAUGCCUUAGAAGGUCUAAAAGGUCAACGCGGCUUGUGUCUCGAAAAUAACAUCUUGUUUGGCAUCAAAGAGUUUCGCGACUCAGUGAGAUUGAACUGUGCAUCCUAUGCACGUUCUCUCCUUUUCUAUGGUCCUUACCACCAAUAUCCAAUCCCUAUAGAUGUUGGUUUCAGAUUGCUUAGAGAAAUAGAUGCUCUCAGACAACGUUUCUAUACUUUCCCAAUAGAAUUUUUGUCCCUAUUCCAACUAAAGUACCUUGCCCUAACUUACAACGGAGAACUCCCUGCAACUAUAUCCAAACUUUUCAACCUUCGAGUCUUGAUUAUCCAUCCACAUAUGAAAAUUAGACGACUUAGAGCUGCAUCAUAUGUGCCAAUACAAAUUUGGGAUAUGCAAGAGUUAGAGCAUAUUGAGAUAUUGGGAAAGAGCCUUGUAGCUCCAUCUCAUCUUUCUUCUUUAAAAAAGCUCAAAACACUUGUAGGUGUGAAUGCUAGCAUAUGUACAAUCUCGCAGCUCUCCAGAAGAAUUCCUAACAUAAGGAAAUUAAGAAUACAGAUUGAGCUGACUCCUUAUGAUGACCAUAAUGACCUUCUGCGUUGCUUUGGUUGUAUUUCAAUACUUGGAAGUUUGGAGAUACUCAAAUUCAAUAUCACAAAUCCUGUGAUCAAGCAUGGUCAUGUUUACCCGGUGACGCCUGGGUCAUUGAAGUUACCACGUAAUUUGAAAAAGUUACAUUUGAGUGGCAUGGGAUUUCCCUGGGAAUACAUGGAUGUCGUUGGAUCUUUGCCAUAUCUUGAAGCCCUCAAACUGCGAUCCUACGCCUUUCUGGGUUCGUGUUGGGAAGCAAAAAGAGAGAGUUUUUGGGAACUUAAGUUUCUUCUAAUUGAAGAAAGUGAUUUGGUGCAAUGGAAUCCAAGACUUGGUAGCUUUCCUAAGCUUGACUACCUAAGCUUGAAACAUUGCUACAAACUAAAAGAGGUCUCUGGGCCUACUUCAAUAUAUGCCGAACUUGGAUUUGAGAUCGUGGCGAUUGAAUUAGAGGACUGUAAUCCUUUAGCUUUGACUUGUGCGACCCAAUUACAACCAGCACGAACUAAUAAGCUUACGGUUAUUGGAUCUUCUUCAUUUUACGAGAAACCGAUAACUUUCAAAUAUGAGAGGUAUGGAGGUGACCAUAUACCUAAGGCGAUAAGGGAAGUUGAGGAUUCAGACAAAGAGGGUGAUGUUGAAGGUGGGGGCAUUGACGAGGAUACAAAUGAGAAAGACCGGGAAGAGAACAAUGGUGAAAAAUGUACGUCCGAUCAUGAGGAUAUAAAGGAAGAGGAUUAUGGUAAAGAAAUUGCCAAUCGAGGAGAGGAUGAUGAAGGCGAGGACGAGGAUGCAAAUGUGGAGGAUGAGCAAAGAAUGAUAGGAAAUACACAUACGAUCACGAGGAUACAUACGAGGAUGAUGAAGGCAAGGGUGCUGAUGAGGAUUCAAAUGACGAAGAUGAGGAAGAGAAUGAUCAUGAAUAUUCGUAUGAGGAACAGGAAACCGAAGCAAGUGCCAACAUCAAGGAGCAUGGGUGUGUUGAAGAAGAUGGUAGGCUUAUGCCAAUGUCAAAGAGCAUGAGAGCUUCUCAAGGCUUUGAAUCAGCUGCUACAAAGUAAUACUCAAGUCAAUCAAAGUAUUUUGGUUUGAAUACCAAUGCCUGAAUAAUCAGUAUGUAUUAUUGGGUUGUGACCUGAAUUUAUGUUGGAUUAAUUAGCAAAGAGUAAAACAGUGCUUAGUGAUAAGUGAGAGUGUGCAUUGAACCCA